AUGUCCCGCUCCGAGGAAGCAGAGUGGUGGGCCAACGCCGUGUAUAGUGCCAUCCAGGAGAUCCCCCCGGCCGAGUCACGACAUACGGCCACAUUGCGCGUCUGCUGGGUGAACAGAGCCCGCCAGGUCGGCGUUGUUUUGAAAUCUCUCCCAUCCCCGGACUCGGGGAGUCACUUCACCUCAGAGAAUGUGCCGUGGCAGCGGGUGAUUAAUGCCCGAGGCAUGAUUUCGCACCGCGGACCUGGUAGCGCUCAGCGCCACGCAGACGUGCUCCAGCAGGAAAAUGUCGAGGCCACCGCGGACAGUAUGGGCGAGUGGUACGUGGAUUUCUCGCGGUACGGCUGGUUUCCUUCUUCGCUGCCGAGUGAGAACGUGCCUGGCGACAACCCUUGA
Messenger RNA from Penicillium riverlandense, 393 nucleotides. Its product is annotated as MGMT family protein. NCBI's taxonomy places the organism in Eukaryota, Fungi, Ascomycota, Eurotiomycetes, Eurotiales, Aspergillaceae. Gene Ontology annotation, molecular function: catalytic activity. The coding region runs from base 1 to 393 and encodes 130 amino acids. The record is from RefSeq and is a predicted model, not a curated record. The transcript is spliced from 3 exons. Gene Ontology annotation, biological process: DNA repair.